This is a messenger RNA of Condylura cristata (star-nosed mole), 2589 nucleotides long. It is a transcript of the gene NAAA, whose product is annotated as N-acylethanolamine acid amidase. NCBI's taxonomy places the organism in Eukaryota, Metazoa, Chordata, Mammalia, Eulipotyphla, Talpidae. The record is from RefSeq and is a predicted model, not a curated record. Gene Ontology annotation, biological process: fatty acid metabolic process. Gene Ontology annotation, molecular function: fatty acid amide hydrolase activity. Gene Ontology annotation, cellular component: lysosome. Bases 16 to 1149 code for a protein of 377 amino acids. The transcript has 10 exons.
CGCGGGCCAGGACAAAUGCGAGCUCCACCUCCCGCGCUCGCGGCCACGCCCCGGCUCCUCCUCCUCCUCCUCCGGCUCUUCCCGGGGUGCGGGCCUCGGAUCCUAAUUGUGGCCUCGGGAGCGGAAGCCAUGAGACCUGCUGGCCCGCGGGCGCCCCAGGCGCUGGCGCUACUGCUGCUGCUGGCCGGCGCGGGGCUGUCUGCGGCCGCCGAGCCCCCAGCCCCGCCGCUCUUCAACUUGAGCUUGGACGUGGCCCCGAACCUGCGCUGGCUGCCGGUGCUGCGGCACUACGACCGGGACUUCUUGCGCGCCGCGAUGAGGAGUAUCAUCGGGGAUAAGGUCCCCAAGUGGGUCCACAAGGUGAUCCGAAAGACAGAGGGGGAGCUGGAACACUUCCUGCCGCAGCCCUUCUUCGGAGAGAUCCAGGGUAUGAGCGACUUCCUGAACUUCAGCCUGACCGACUGCCUCCUGGUGAACCUGGCCUACGAGUCCACCGCAUUCUGCACCAGUAUUGUGGCUCAGGAUUCCAGUGGCCACAUUUACCAUGGCCGAAAUCUAGACUAUCCCUUCGGGAACCUCCUACGCAAGAUGACUAUGGAUGUGCAGUUUCUAAAGAAUGGGCAGGUUGCAUUCACAGGAACCACUUUUAUUGGCUAUGUAGGAUUAUGGACUGGUCAGAGUCCGCACAAGUUUACAAUUUCUGGCGAUGAACGAGAUAAAGGCUGGUGGUGGGAGAACAUGAUUGCUGCCCUUUUUCAGAAGCACUCACCAAUCAGCUGGCUUGUCCGCACUACCCUGACUGAAGCAGAAAACUUUGAAGCAGCUGUCGACAAAUUGGCCAAAACUCCCCUUAUCGCUGAUGUCUACUACAUCGUUGGGGGUGUGUCCUCUAAGGAAGGAGUGGUCAUCACUAGGAACAGGGGUGGCCCAGCAGACAUUUGGCCCCUAGAUCCUUUAAAUGGAGCGUGGUUCCGAGUUGAAACGAAUUAUGACCACUGGGAGCCACCACCUCGGGAAGAUGACCGAAGAACACCUGCUAUCAAAGCCCUUAAUGCCACGGGGCAGGCGAACCUCAGCCUCAAGGCCCUUUUCCAGGUUUUGUCAGUGGUUCCAGUUUGCAACAAUUUAAAAAAGUUAUAUAAAUUUUAAAUCUAUCUAUAAAAAUUAUUGUUACAAUAAAAUAGUUAUGUUUAUUUUAAUAAAACAUUUUUAUGUUCAUGAACAACCCUUAUCAUGUAAGUUUGCUGUAUCGAGGCUAAGUGAAUAAUUGAAUUACAUAUUGUCCAGCUGCUUGUUUUUCCAAGUUAAAAUUCUGAAAUAAACAUAUUGUACAUUUCUUUCAUUGCUUUUGGAUGAUUCCCUUAGCUGAAGUCGCAGAAGUAGGAUGACUGUGAGAAAAGUUAGGAAUGUUAAAUGGCAUCUAAUGUGUUUUGUCAAAAUAAAAUCGUUGAAAAUUACAGUUUACCAAAUAGCACUUUCCUCUAUCGUAAAACCUCUUCUAAUGUAUAAUUGAAAAUGCAGGCAAAACUGCACUUAAAUAACAAUCAUCACUGAGUCAGAAUUAACAGACCUGAAUCUCAGGAUGGUUAAAUACAGUGAUUACCUUCAACUGGGGCAGUUUGUGAUGCGACACGUUAGCUGUUUGCUGCCCCCUUGUGCUGUGCUACAGAAUUACACUCACGUGCAAUUCAGAGCGAUAUGCAGAGAAAAUAAUGAUGGAGAGUAGAAUUCUGACUGAAGUAAAUAAGCGGGGCCAGUUCAUAGAAACCCCAGUACUGCUGGAUGAGUUCUGCCUAUGCUCAUCGUGCUGAGUCCAUGUGCUUGGCUCAGUUGUGGGGCCCAGGGCCACUAAUUCAACAACAAUGCAGCUUCUGAUGCUUUGAGCAAGCACUCCAACUGGUGCUGAACAUGAGGUAGCUGGAAGUAGCUGAAGCAAGGCGAAGGGAAGGAGACUCUGUGUGUGCACCUGUGUGUGCACUUGCGCUCAAGUUCUUUAGGCCUCUUGCUCUGCAUAAAGCUGAAUACGGUGCUUCUCAUCCUUAGCUGAGUAGGUGAGUUCCCUGUCUUAACCUCUGCCCUUUCGAGCUCCACUCUAACCCUCCCUUGUUACAGGCAGUGCUUUGGGCCAGAGGCGUUUGCCCACCCAGAGUCUGGCCCAGGGGCCCAGGCCUCUGGAAUUCUCAGCCUGAAUGUGCCAAGUCCAUUUCUAGGACCUGUGUUGGCCACAUCCCUGGCUGAUCUGUGCAGGCUGGACUCAGCCUGGUGGGUGGUAUGGGGAUGGCUGUUUGCUGGGUGUCGGGGACUGAGCCCACAAGGCUGAGGUGCCCAUCGGUAUCCCUCAGUGCUACAGCAUGGCACUCGGAGGAGUCUGUGAAGUUUGAAUUUGAACUUGGUCUUUUACAUUGUUGUCAAAAUAGGAGGAAAGAGUGCUUUUGCUGUGUGAUCAAUUGGUUUAUAAAUGUUAAGUAUUCUGACAGGUGGGGAGCCAACUAUAUUUCCAUCCUAGGUCACAUGUAGGAGGGAAGGCUUGGUAUUUUCCCUCUUUGGAAUUUAGGGAAAUGGUGUGUAUAUAAAAGUUCCUCUCAUUAU